Messenger RNA from Physcomitrium patens, 739 nucleotides. NCBI's taxonomy places the organism in Eukaryota, Viridiplantae, Streptophyta, Bryopsida, Funariales, Funariaceae. The record is from RefSeq and is a predicted model, not a curated record.
UCGACCUGGAAGCUCACGCCGCAACGAUCUGACAAUGAGCACGACACACCCACAUUCUCACCCUGGUUGCUCAUCUGCUGCUCACCAGGAUGAAGCCUUCGAGACGAGUAUCCAGUCUUGCGGGGUCGUUUCUCGCGUCCGUUCCGGAUGGCACUGUACACGACCUCUUAAACCCGACCCGGCUGUCCGGCUUAUUCAAUCACGUUUCACCCACUCGUUACCCAUUGUGCGCAAGACAGACUUCGCUUUUUUUCUGCACCACUGCCAAUCCGUUCUCCAAAGGUGGGUAUCACGUCCUCCGCCUCUUUCUCUUCUGUGGUCUUUCGCAGGGCCUGGUGUAUCGGUCUCUCCACCUCUGGUAGACCCGAUCAUGGCUAGCCGAGGCUGUUGGUUGCUGUUCCAGGAAAGUCGGAGAAGAACACUUGACAUCCCGCCAUGGUGAUGAUUCUGUACGGGGAUAAAGCUCUCAAUGUGUACCGGGCCAUUCAGCCACUUUUCGAAGCUCAGGUGAGAGGAUCAGACGAUGGCCGUGAUUUGGUGAUCUCUCUACACCGGAUGCACCGGCUGGAGAAGUCCAGGAGAGAGCCAAGUGAUGUGCAAUGCGUCUUAUGCGUGCGCCCAGUGCUGAAAGGAACAUAACCUUGACCUGCAGAAUUGCUCGGAGUAUGCUGUAGUUGAUUGUCGGUCCUGUGGAUCCUGUCGAUCCUGUCGAUCUGAUGGACCGUGAUGGUGGGCAUUG